Pollicipes pollicipes is the source of this 1476-nucleotide messenger RNA. Its product is annotated as cilia- and flagella-associated protein 20. The transcript is spliced from 5 exons. The record is from RefSeq and is a predicted model, not a curated record. Lineage: Eukaryota; Metazoa; Arthropoda; Thecostraca; Pollicipedomorpha; Pollicipedidae. The coding region runs from base 237 to 818 and encodes 193 amino acids.
UCGGAGGGGGGGGUUGCGGCUGCGAAUUGGGCAUCGAAAAUCUUUGGUUGAGGGAUACAUCAUAAUUGUGUUUGGUCAGUUAACGUGCUAAGGAUUUCAACAUAAGCCGUAACACGGAAUAGGCGAGCUGAAAGUUGUAAAAAAUAAACCGCGAUUGUCAGAACAUUCAUCGGGUCUGAGCCGCUGCCGUGUGUCGAUUCAUCAACGGCGUUGAGCUGGUCGGAUCCAGUGCCGCAAUGUUCAAGAACACAUUUCAGAGUGGCUUUUUAUCAAUAUUGUAUAGUAUUGGAAGUAAGCCUCUGCAGAUUUGGGACAAGAAGGUGAGAAAUGGUCACAUCAAGAGGAUUACGGACAAUGAUAUCCAGUCUCUGGUGCUCGAAAUUAUUGGAACCAAUGUCAGUACUACUUUCUUAACGUGCCCAGAAGAUCCCAAGAAGACACUAGGCAUCAAACUGCCAUUUUUGGUGAUGAUUAUUAAAAACCUUAAGAAAUACUUUACAUUUGAGGUGCAGGUCAUUGAUGACAAGAACGUUCGCCGUCGGUUCCGCGCCUCAAACUACCAGUCGACCACGCGCGUCAAGCCGUUCGUCUGCACCAUGCCCAUGCGUCUGGACGACGGCUGGAACCAGAUCCAGUUUAACCUGGCGGACUUCACGCGGCGCGCGUACGGCACGAACUACGUGGAGACGCAGCGCGUGCAAAUACACGCCAACUGCCGGAUCCGGCGCAUCUACUUCUCGGACCGGCUCUACUCGGAGGACGAACUGCCCGCAGAGUUCAAGCUCUACCUGCCCGUGCAGGCCAAGCCCAAAGCGUGAGGCUGUCGGCACAGUCGGCCGCUCCGGGCUGGAACGGCAGGGGUCUCUCGACAUAGUUGGCAUUGGUCGAAAUUUUGUCAGGUUCAUUGUGUGAGGUGCACGGACCCAGCGCACGUGGGGCUUUGAGUCGUAAUCAAAGUUGGCUGUCCACCAUGUUUGGAUAGUGACGUCUACGCUCUUUGUCGUGUUUUGCCAUCAAUUUUUAGAGUGCAUCAGACCGCUUGCCAAGCCCCGAAGGCGAAGCUCAUCUCCCAAUAUCGACAAUGGGUUGCGUUAUGCCGUGCCCUCCCCAUGACGGCAGCGCGGGUCAUUGUUGCCUUCCGACUUGAGACGCUUCUGAACGCCGGGCACGCGUUUUGCAUGCGGUUCUCAAGACAAGAUUUUGCGGUGACCAGUCCGAGAUUCUUUCACACGUAUCAAAGACUAAAUUAUUGGCACUGGAUGUUCUAGGGACCUACUCCAGCGUAUUAUGAUUUGAAUCGUCCGCGAGAUCUAUCCUUGCACCGUUCUCUAGCACUCAUCGUGUUGACAUCAUGUUGACUGGCCGCGACUUUGUUGUCUGUAUCUCUAUACUGUGAUAUUGGUAGGGUGCAUGGUGCAUCAGACUUCAUCGUUGCUCAUUCAAAUGUUACAGUGCAAUAAAAUUUGUUGUCUGCCA